GUUGGUCUCCGUGGCUCGGACGUACGAUCGCCGUGAAUGCAUGUCCGCUGUUGAACCUUUCCCCUCCUUCCCCGCGAUCUAGACCUACACUCUUGCAGUCAUCAACCAUGUCCAACAUCUUCGAUGAUUUCAAGGAAGGCCAGAAGAUCGGCUCUGGCGCCCGCCUGGCGGCAUCUCUCUCCCCCGUCGCGACUGCGGAGUACCCCGACCGUCUGAAGUCGUUCUACUACUUUUCUAACGCCGUACAUGUUUCCGCCGACCUCCGCUACUCGCUCUUCCAAGCAAAUGGCCUGAGGCUUCCCAAGCAAGAACAGAACUCGUGGGUCGAUAUCUUUACCGCUUAUUGGAAAGCCGUGGGGGAGAUAGUUCUAUUCGACGACUCCCCCAGACAUGCUAGUUGGGUAAAAGUGUUCGAUGCGUGGAAGGAUACGGCAAAUCAAUUGAUUAGGGGCUACUCGACAGGCAGUCUGCAAGCUUGGACGGUGCCAUGCUUGUACUCUGUCGGAAGAUAUUUGCGGGCCUUCGCCAUGAAGGCCGAUGCUGAGCUUUCUGCCCAAGACUCCGUCACUUUCGACGGUCGCUUUCAAGAUGAUGCGACGGAUGCCAAGAAUCCAAAGCUGGAGGAAGCUACACGGGUGCUCAACAGGAUGUUUACUUUGUGUCUAAGUGACCGGGCACCGAUCGAGGAAUCGCGAAAAUGGGGCAUCUACGACACUACAAACCUGCUGUUCAAGACAUACUUCAAACUCAACACUGUUGGCCUCUCCAAGAACUUGCUGCGUGCCCUCAAUGCCUCAUCUGCCGAUCUUCCCGGCUUAGACGCCUUUCCCAAGUCUCAUAUUGUCACCUUUGAGUACUACGUCGGUGUUAUACACUUUCUGGAUGAAAAUUAUGCCGAAGCUGAAGAGCAUCUGUCGUACGCAUGGAGGAUGUGCAACAAAGCUGCGACGAAGAAUAGAGAGUUGAUUCUCACCUACCUCGUUCCCUGCCAUCUUGUCACCACACACACUUUGCCCAGCAAAAAGCUUCUUGCACCGUUCCCUCGUGUAGAGAAGCUCUUCCGUCCAUUGUGCGACUGUAUCAAAAAGGGAGACCUGGGCGGGUUUGAUGCCGCGAUGACAGCCGGGGAGGAAGAAUUCGUCAAGAGGCGCAUAUACUUACCCCUGGAAAGGGGACGCGAUAUCGCUUUACGGAACCUCUUCCGCAAGGUCUUCAUCGCCGGUGGAUUUGACGAACCCAAGGAAGGACAGCCUCCCAUUCGUCGCACGCGGGUUCCCGUUGCUGAGUUCGCAGCGGCGUUAAGGAUCGGUACCCAUGCCGAUGAUCGGUCCCGCGUAGACAUUGAUGAGGUUGAGUGUCUGCUGUCAAACCUUAUCUAUAAGGGAUUGAUGAAAGGCUACAUUGCCCGUGAACGCGGCAUGGUUGUAUUGAGCAAAGGUGGCACUGCAUUCCCUGGAACGGGGGUUUAGCACUACUAUCAACCGUCAUCGCAUCUUCGGUGACGCCCUAUCACACUUAUCGAACAGUAUCGGGUCACCAGUAUACUAUCGCCCGAAGGGCAUUACCCGAGAGCCUUCAAGAUCACGGCUAUGGCAGGGACGUCUGCAGCGCUGGCCAGCCUGUAUUACAUGCGCUCCAACAGCCCUUCGAGCAGCUCCCGUGCAGCAUGCAUAUCAUAGAUGACCGCUUACAGGACCCAUACCUCCAACGGCGCUGGUACAUGAACGGACGGUAGGCCCGCAGUUGUGCAAGUCGUACAGUAAGUGCUGGUGACAUGCCUCUACUGCCUGGUUCAAGCUGAAAACGCUGUAAUCUAUACCAUGAUAGACCGAUUAUAAAUACCACAUGACCUCAUGACAGAUACAAUCUCG
Molecule: messenger RNA, 1871 nt
Organism: Aspergillus neoniger CBS 115656
Lineage: Eukaryota; Fungi; Ascomycota; Eurotiomycetes; Eurotiales; Aspergillaceae
Gene: csn12
Product: protein csn12
Exons: 5
Coding region: 108-1469 (453 amino acids)
Biological process (GO): poly(A)+ mRNA export from nucleus; post-transcriptional tethering of RNA polymerase II gene DNA at nuclear periphery; transcription elongation by RNA polymerase II
Cellular component (GO): transcription export complex 2
Molecular function (GO): RNA binding; double-stranded DNA binding
Source: RefSeq, a predicted model, not a curated record